Messenger RNA from Sporisorium graminicola, 1023 nucleotides. RefSeq lists its product as uncharacterized. The coding region runs from base 1 to 1023 and encodes 340 amino acids. Lineage: Eukaryota; Fungi; Basidiomycota; Ustilaginomycetes; Ustilaginales; Ustilaginaceae. The record is from RefSeq and is a predicted model, not a curated record. The transcript has a single exon.
AUGGCUUCACCUACGGCUAUUCCUAACCCCGAGAAGUCUGCGCACCACCGUCCCCAGCCUCUCAACAUCGCACCCACCGACCUCUCGGGCGAGAUCCACACCAGUCAAGGCCACAGGCUCUCUUUUUCGCCUCCCGUCUCCUUCUACUCGCGCGCAUCCGCGUCAGGCAACGGCCUCCGCAUCCCAAACAGCAUGGCUUCCACGAUGGGACCCCCCAGCCCCAAUCAUAACCGCUUCUCGAUGGGAUUCAGCCCGGUCGGUUCCAGGUCGGACGACAGCGGAGCAUCUCCCCCGCACUGCCACACACGCGUUCGCUCUCAGACAGCCAUCGGCGCCGGCACCAUCGCCUCGAGCGUUGAGAGCUGGGAUGCCAGUCGCGUCGAAUCACGACCGUCCGUUACGAGCGAUGCUGCGGGCUCGCCGACCUCGUCGUACGUAUCGACUUCGGACCUCUCGUUCUCCCGUUCACCCACGACGCCGGGGAGCUCACUGUCGUCGUCAGGCUACUCAUUGGGACGCGUACCCUCGCUGCCCUUGGGUACAUCGUACGAGCAGGCUCAAAAGCGAUUCAACAGCGGCAGCUGGGGUCAAAAAGUUGGCUGGAUGAACACAAUGCGACCUGGCCCGCUGUCGCCUCCGCUGCCGAGAUCCAGCAUGGACGAGGGCAGUCCAGUCAACGACGGAGCCGCCAAUGGUACGAUGGGCAAUCUGCUGCGUCGCUUCAGCCUGAGCGGCAACUCGUACCGGGCCAACAACGCCGCUGGCCUGGCUACUUCUUCUUCUGCUGCUACUGCUACGGCGCCCACAGCUCCCGCAUUUGACUCUGCACCCGCCGCAUUGGCACCCGCGAUUCCGCGAUCUGCGUCGCCCAGAGCUAUCCCUGCUGUUCGCGACUCCGGCGUGUGCUUCGAUGAGGGCAAGCCGAUCACGCGCGGUAGGCAGGCGAGCUUCAGUGGCAGCGGCAAACGCAAGCCCAGCCCGAUGGGCGAGCGGCUUCUGAUGGGUCACUUCAAUGCUCAUUAA